This is a messenger RNA of Salvia hispanica, 845 nucleotides long. Lineage: Eukaryota; Viridiplantae; Streptophyta; Magnoliopsida; Lamiales; Lamiaceae. The record is from RefSeq and is a predicted model, not a curated record.
AUGGCUAACUUGCCGUCGUUCCAAGUCCCCAUGCUCAAUAAGAGCAGUUUCGAUAAUUGGAGUAUCAAGAUGAAAGCGUUAUUGGGAGCCCACGACGUUUGGGAGAUCGUGGAGAAUGGCUACGAGGAGCCGCAAGACGAGACCGAUCUAUCCCAACAACAAAGGGAUAGAUUGCGAGAUGCGAGAAAGAGAGACAAGAAGGCUCUCUAUCUCAUCUACCAAGCUCUAGGGGACGACGAUUUCGAAAAGAUCUCGAGUGCAAGCACCGCCAAAGAAGCAUGGAAGAAGCUCCAAAUCUCAUGUGUUGGUGCGGAGCGAGUAAAGAAGGUACGCCUCCAAACUUUAAGAGGGGAAUUUGAAUCUUUACAUAUGAAAGAGUCCGAAUCAAUUUCGGAUUAUUUUUCAAGAGUCUUGGCGGUGUCAAAUCAAAUGAAAAGAAAUGGUGAAAAAUUGGAGGAUGUUAGAAUCAUGGAGAAAAUAUUGCGCUCUCUAACCCCUAAUUUUGAGCACAUAGUAGUUACAAUAGAAGAAACAAAAGAUUUGGAGGAAAUGACCAUCGAUCACUUAUUGGGUUCGCUACAAGCAUAUGAGGAGAAACAAAAGAAGAAACAAGAAAUUGUGGAGCAACUUUUGAAGUUGCAAGUAAGCCCAAAGGAGAAAGAAGAAAGCUCGAGCAAUGGUGGUGGCCCACAAGGAAGAGGUCGCGGACAAAGACAAGAUCGUGGUCGUGGUCGUGGUCGAGGAUAUGCUCAUGGACGUGGACGUGGACGAGGAUAUUUUUCCAACAAUGAAGAAAGAAAGGAGUUCCCAAAUAUGGGACGAGGAAGGAGCAAUCCACAGUCGAG